This is a messenger RNA of Hyla sarda, 3546 nucleotides long. RefSeq names its product MMS19 homolog, cytosolic iron-sulfur assembly component (gene MMS19). NCBI's taxonomy places the organism in Eukaryota, Metazoa, Chordata, Amphibia, Anura, Hylidae. Gene Ontology annotation, biological process: iron-sulfur cluster assembly. Gene Ontology annotation, cellular component: MMXD complex; cytosolic [4Fe-4S] assembly targeting complex. The record is from RefSeq and is a predicted model, not a curated record.
GAUGCGUGGCGAAGCGUGGGGUUCUGCGCAGGCGCAGUUGUGCGGCCGCUGUCUGCUUGGCCCCCCCUUCUCAGUUUCUGGCAGCGGCAGUGUGAUGGCUGAGGCGCAGGACUCUCUGUUGGGGAUAGUGGAGGAGUUCGUGUCGGGACUGCAGGACAGCAAGGCGGCAGAGGUGGCAGCAGGUGUGAAGGAUGGGACGUUCUCAGUGUUACAGGUGGUGGAAGCUCUGGGUUCCUGUCUGGCAAACCCUGAACCCAGAACCAGAGGCCGUGGCGUCGAGCUCCUUUCAGAGGUCUUACUACAGUGUUAUGCCAGCCUAAAAGAAAAGGAAGUGGAAGUCCUGGUUGUUUUUUAUGAAAACAGACUGAAGGAUCACCAUGUCAUUACCCCGUAUGUCCUGAAGGGACUUAAGGCACUGAGUAUGUCUGUGGUCUUCCCUGCUGGCCUAGUAGUGUCCGUGCUAAAAUCCAUAUUCCAGGAAGUCCACGUCCAGUCUUUAAUGCAGCUGGACCGUUAUACCGUCUACAUGAUCAUCACCAAUUUUAUGAACAACAAGGAAGAAGAACUGAAGAGUCUCGGAGCAGAUUUUACAUUUGGCUUUAUUCAAGUGAUGGAUGGAGAAAAGGAUCCAAGGAAUCUUUUGUUGGCCUUCCAGAUCGUACAGAACAUUAUAACUAAGAACUACACUCUUGGUCUUUUUGUGGAAGAGUUAUUUGAAGUGACGUCCUGUUAUUUCCCAAUUGAUUUCACCCCUCCACCAAAUGAUCCACAUGGGAUUACCAGAGAAGAUCUUAUACUGGGCCUGCGAGCGGUGCUGGCAUCUACUCCUCGAUUUGCUGAGUUUCUGCUUCCACUGCUGAUUGAAAAAAUGGAUUCUGACAUACAAAGUGCCAAAGUGGAUGCGAUGCAGACAUUGACUGCUGCAUGUAAGGUUUAUGAACAGAAAGACCUUAAAGAGUUCCUGUCGGGUCUUUGGUCCUCCAUCCGCAGAGAGGUAUUUCAGACGGCGAGCGACAAGGUUGAGACGGAAGGUCUGUCCGCCCUCCAUGCUCUCUCCGCCUGCCUUUCCCGCUCUGUUCUAGGUUCAGACUCUGAAGAUUUAUUAGGCAUUUUCUUAACCAAUAUCUUGCAAGACUGCAAGCAUCAUCUGUGUGAGCCAGAUAUGAAGCUGGUAUGGCCCAGCGCCAAACUACUCCAGGCCGCCGCCGGUGCCUCCUCCCGAGCGGGCCUCAAAGUGACCACAAAUGUCCUACCACUGCUUCUGGAUCAGUAUAACCAGCAUGCACAGAGCAGCCAUCGAAGGACAAUACUGGAGAUGACACUGGGAUUCCUCAAACUGCAGAGCAAGUGGCUUCAAGACGAAGAUGGAAAUGGCCUCUCUAAUUUCAAGGAUCCCUUGUGCAGUAUGGUGUUUUCAGCAGUAACGGAUCCCAGUACACAGCUCCACCAAGUAGCAGUAAAAUGUCUCACAGUGUUGGGCACUUACCCAGGUUUCUUGUCGUCUGGGGACAUCGAUCUUGUUGUUGACCACUUGACCAGACUUAUCCUAGAGGAGACAGAUUUUCAGAGCUGCCAGGCCGCAAUUGAGUCUUCAGGAUCAUUGGCCAGAGUUCAUCCUGCAGUGUUCAUCAGGCGGAUGGUGCCUCCGAUCUGUUCAAGACUACAGACCGUGCCUAUGGAAGGUACAGAUAACCCGGGCAGCACUAUACCCCAGCUCACUUUACGGCAGCGCUGUCUCGAAGCUUUGGCUGCAGUGUCAACACAUCACAGUAUUGUUCAAGAGACUGUGCCGAUACUACUGGAUCAUGUCCGACAGACACAAAAAGGAGGAACAAGUGCAGAAGACGUUGUCGCUUUGUGUAAGAGCCUUCAUCAUGUCGCGGUGCUGAGCCAAGGAAAUGCAGAUAGUCUCUGUUACUAUCACCAGAAGGUGGUGCCCUGUCUGCUGUCCCUGACCGUACAGGCUGCAAUGCAAGACAAUGGGAAUGCAGCCGAUCUUCACGUCCUCCUCGAUGACAGCGUCCUUACCGCCAUGGUGUCAUUGAUAAUUGCGUCCACCACACACCUCAGUCCUGAGUUACUGUCUUCAAGUGUUUCUCAGAUUGUAAACCUGUUUUUGGAUGGGGAUGUUUCCAUUCUUACUGAAAACAGCUUCACCUCCAAGUUCCUUCCUUUUCAGAUUGACGGAUCGAGUGCCCCUCAGAGCCGCCUCGUUGCACUGCUGAUGGCUUUUGUUUGCUCAUUGCCGAGAAGUAUGAUCGGUUUGUUGUCUGACAGAGAUCUCGGACCCCUGGUUGCAGACAUGUUCUGUCUCCUGGUGUCCGAUUCCCCGGAUAUCCUUAACAAAGCAAGUCACGCCGACAUACGCAUCAUGUUCCGCCAGAGAUUCUUCACAGAGAACGUUCCCAAACUGGUACAAGGUUUCCAUGCUGCUAAUGGAGAUGACAAACCCAAUUACCUAAAAGCCUUGUCCCACGUCCUGAACUGUCUGCCAAAGCAAGUUCUCAUCACAGAACUCCCAUCGCUGUUCUCCCUGCUGCUAGAGGCUUUAUCCUGCCCCGACAUCGUCGUUCAGCUCUCCACACUGACGUGCCUGGAGCCGCUACUUCUAGAUGCUGCUGAAAUCUUAAAUGUCCAUAUAGAUACCCUCAUCUCAAGGCUCCUCUGCUUGACAUCCAGCCCCAGUAUGGCCGUGAGGAUUACCGCUCUGAAGUGCACGCUGGCCCUCACAAAGCUCCCUUUGCCUUUGCUCCUGCCUUACAAGCAGCAAGUGAUCCGUGCCUUAGGUAAACCGCUUGAUGAUAAGAAGAGACUAGUUAGGAAAGAGGCUGUGGAGGCCCGAUGUCAGUGGUUCCUCCUUGGAAGCCCCGGCAGCUGAGACUCAAUCUUAAAAUAGAUAUUUGCAUGGAGACAAUCUAACCAGGAUGCCAAUUACUUACUGACCUGUAGAUCGCCAACGUCACCGCUCCAGUGCCAUCUUCUUCAUCCACCAUAAGUGACAGCCAAGAAGACUUCUCUUAUUCUUUAUCCAGCAUUCCAGAUUUACGUUACGCUCAGCACUUCGCUCCCGGAGCUGGCAGAGUUGCACUUGAAUAAUGUUAGCACAAGGUUUACAAUAGUAAAAUAACCUGACUUGUGUAGAAGGACUAGUCAAUGAAAUCUCUACCGAAAGGUAAUGAGUGCGGAAAUGGCGCAAUUCUCUUCUUGUUAUCAGGGACAGUAUCUUACGUGUGGCUAUAGCCUUAGAGAUUGUUGGUUCAAGAGAAACCCCCCCUGCAGUGAUGUCACUAGGUACCAUUGAUGACAUCACUCAGUGACUGCAUUACACCAGUUUGCUUAUAAAUUAUUUUGCACAUAUGUCAUUUCGGUUUUUUUUGCAAUUUAACAACGUCUCUUAUAGCUGUUACAGGUUCCCAAUGAAGGGGAAAUUAUAAAAUAUAUAGAAACAUGGACUUUUACAUAUUAAAAAAAAAAAAGUUACUGAUAGGUGAAUGCUGACCCUUUCAAAAAGUUUACAUAAAAAAAACAAAUAAAGAUGCUAUGUUC